AUGGCAUCUGUACCGGCGACUCUCAUACGUCUAACGAGUCAACCACACGACGGAGCCCCGUCUGAAACAGACGUAGGAGGGGUACUUGAAAAAGGAGAAGGGGGCAAGGCACAGCCCUGGUCCACACUCGCUACAACAAGGAUCGAGGAGCAGCUGCAAUGCAGACUCUCCCCUCGGCAAUCGAUUGAGCUUCCAGUCGAAUUAUGGUGGAAGGUGAUCGAUUUUGUAGCAGACCAUCUUUCGCAGAGGGUGGAUGGCAGAACCCGGAUGCGAGAGCUGGCGAGGGUGAGUCGGUCGUGGUACACGUGGUGCCGCGUUCGUGCAGAAGAGAGGCUGGAUGUCAUCAACAGGGACAAGAAAGAGGUCUACAGGCUGAUUAGAAGACUGGAUGAUAACCCAGAGCGAUACAACGCCAUCAAGAGAGUCCAGUUCGUGAACAAGAAGAUCAGUAACUUUGGGUCGUUUGUUAUCCAUUUGGUAGGGAAGCUGCAUAAAGUGGAGACACUCGACCUCAAGUCUAGGUGGCGGCCGAGCAGCCCUGCUUUUGGGAGCCUGGGCAGCUGCACCCACGGGCCUUCCUGCAUGUGA
Molecule: messenger RNA, 588 nt
Organism: Fibroporia radiculosa
Lineage: Eukaryota; Fungi; Basidiomycota; Agaricomycetes; Polyporales; Fibroporiaceae
Exons: 2
Coding region: 1-588 (195 amino acids)
Source: RefSeq, a predicted model, not a curated record